Molecule: messenger RNA, 3669 nt
Organism: Pseudo-nitzschia multistriata
Lineage: Eukaryota; Bacillariophyta; Bacillariophyceae; Bacillariales; Bacillariaceae
Source: the annotation of a GenBank genome assembly
ACAUUCUCCGAGAAGGGAGCCAUGACUUCACCACUGUAAGGUUGGACAAUUCCACUGAGGGCAGGGACAGAUCCAGGGAUGGUUUGCUCUGAAAGGAAACCGAAGAUACCCAACAUAGCAAGACGUCCAUUGUUGAUUUCGACCUUAAGACCACGGGCCUUGGCUUCGUCGCUCUUGUUCUUGCUCAAUUUGAAAGGAUCGUAAAGGUUGAAAGGAACUGGGUGGGGGAUACCAUCGGCGCCAGAGACGAAGUCAGGGUAAUCACCGGGCUUUCCUCCUGCCAUGUAAUGGGUGUGGUUUGGUGUGCUGAGUUCCGACCAGAAUUCCAAGAAAGCAACGAGGGACAAGAUUUGCCACUUAGCGCUGUCACUGACUUGGUCCCAAAGUUCAGGUGGGUUGGUUGAGGUAGGGAAAGGAGUUCCAUCCAUUUGCAUGGCCCAUGGGAACUUGAUUCCAUUUGCGUGGACAAUGUAUCCAACGAAGGCGAACAUGGCAACACGUCCGUGCCUGAUCAGAUCAAGAGGAAACGACCAAAAAAGAUACCAUUAGAAAAAGAAAGAGUUCGCGGARGCGAAGAACAAUGGUAUCUACUACCUACGAAAAGAGAGCGGACGCCCGAGACCAGUAUCCUUAUGUUCAUACGUUGAACCUCGUUUCUUCGAUCAUUUCAAAUCUCUAUUGCACACUAUGCAUACUCACUUGAUCUCAGCAUGACGCAAGAAGCCAAUGGUUGCUUCGUUCGAGGUUCCCCAGAAUUCAGCUUCAGCCAAGUUCAAAGGAUCAUAGAACUUGACAAUAGGGUUAAGGUCUCCAGCCAAGGCUUCAAGGUCAGCCUUGGAUUCUUGGACAGCAACGGAAGCACGAGAGUUCGUAGCAGCAGGAGCAAAGGCCGAGGCCGAAGCAGCAAGAGAAAGAAGGAUGGAUGCAGUCUUCAUUUUGGAAAAUUAGAUUUAUUUAUUGGCAGUAAGAAAUAUAAGAAUCGGGAUGAAGUCGUUUUCGAUGCAGAAGAAAAGCAAUUUCUUCUUGUCAUCGACUUUUUGGCAUUUUGAUUUUGUCGUGAGAAAAUCUGUAAAAAUCUGUAAAUCAUCAUUGACUUCAACUUUUGAGAAGAUCGCGGAGUCCUUCCAUCGUCCGUGAAUAUGACUAACUCGACUAGUCUGCUGAAAACCUCUGACGUUUGGUUGGCAUGGUUUUAACUGCGUGAAGGCCUUCAUUUCAUUGAGAAAAAAUAAUAAUACUGCUGAGACCAAACGUGAUGUUCAAUGUCGUCCAGGUAUGAGAUAGAUCCAAUCUCUUCGGUAGCAACGUGUCGAUCAUACCGUACCGUACGGUAKGAUUUUUUAUCAACCUUCGAUUUGAAAAUCGUCUCAUUCCGAUUACUUCUGUGGAUUCUUGCAAGACCAGUGUAUCAUACAAGUACUGCGGACGUAACUCGACCGUAGUUGCAUACAACGUAUUUAUUAAUCGCUAUAGGAUUGUUGGAAGCAAUUUUGUGCGGGUGGUGCCGUUGGAUUGAGAAGAACUCCCUCCUAUUGGCAUUUGCGUUUGCACAGCAACAUUAAUAUUGAGGAAACAAGAAAUUCCUACUCGCCAUCAAUCUAUUCCUGGAACGUGCAUACACGGAAAUCUUUUGAAAUAUGUAUAAUUACGGCUACUACUUCGUCUGCCUUUUUGGUGUAAUGAUUAGUGCAGUCCACACGUCCGAAGCAUUUCAGUGUCAAGCACCCGCAUCGUUCGUAUCACUGUCACCACAUCGGAUAACAAAGCAAUCGAAGCCCAGCUUGCAAACACGCAAUAAUGUGCAACUAUUUAUGUCCGAAAAGAACAAUGGUCCCUCAUUUGUUGAUCAAUUGGGAGAUUGGUGGAAUUCCGAUGAAGGAAGAGACGACGUCAAGACAUAUUUCGUAAGCCUUGGGAUUGCCCUGUUGCUUCGAUUUACAAUCGUUGAGCCACGAUACAUUCCUUCGCUGUCGAUGUAUCCUACUUUUGAGGUUGGUGAUCAACUAGCAGUUGAAAAAGUCACGAAAAGAAUCAAACCAUUGUACAGGGAUGAGGUGGUCGUAUUCAAUCCUCCGCAGUCGUUUCGUGAUAUCAUGGUAGACAAAUAUGGCCAAAAUGCGGCCCGUGCUAGGGAAGCACUUAUCAAGCGAAUUGUGGCUAUUGAGGUACGUCACUUUGUUUUUGGAUAUGGAUGUGACAAAUCGACCUUGAAGCGUCUGCUCAAACAUGUUUUGUGUGUGCUGCUGCAUCUCCUUUUCCGUUAGGGUGACGAGGUUGAGGUCAAAAUGGGAAAAUUGUAUGUAAACGGUGACGAACAGGACGAACCUUUCACAGCUGAAGAUGCCGAAUACGAAUUUGGUCCAGUCGUUGUCCCCCCUGGUAAUGUCUUGGUUCUUGGCGACAACCGCAAUCACAGUUUGGAUGGGCAUAUCUGGGGUUUUCUACCGAAAGAAAACGUGAUCGGAAGAGCUGUUUUUGUUUACUGGCCUCCAUGGAGGGUGGGCAACGAGGGAAUGUUUUAAGUAACACAGACAAAAUCAGUCUAUGCGAAAUGGAAUACAUCUCUCGGAGUCAUACACCAUUUCUCUCGCCGAUGAACGAUGUGAGCGUUUGUCCAAAUUAAUUUCCUCGCUUUUGUAGUAGAUGAAGAGAGAAAUAGAAGCUCGACUCUUUAUGUUUCGCGACCAAUAAAUUUGCUAGUAAAACGAGCUCUUGAGGCGAAAAUUGUGAAGAUUGUACAGAGGGUACUAGCACUAGCUGAACCAUGUUUUUUCUCGCUGACAUCGUAAUACUAUCUAGAUCAAUCUCUGGGUGACCGUAACCAAGACUAUUAGCACUGUACGACGCAGAUAUUGUGUACUUCAACAUUCGAUACAACGCAAACGCAUAGGCACGAAAGUAGUCUAGACACCGUGUGUUUUACAAAGGCAAGAUUGGCAUUUAUUAGUUACAAACCAAAUAGUUCCGAUGAAACUAUGUUGCUCUAGUGAUCAAAAAAUAUAUCCAUAGCUCGUAGAUGAGUGCUUAGAAGGCACCGGCACCAUCUCCGAAAGGAGAGAUGUGUCCAGCAGAGUAUUGUUCGUACAUAGUUUGUCCGGUCAUGCAUUCGACAACCAUGUUACCCAUAAUUCCCAUCAUAGCGGCACGUCCGUUGUUGAUCUCGGCGUUGAGCUUGCGGGUCUUUUCUUCAGGGUUGAGGUUCUCUCCGAACCAACCAACUCCGUAGUCUCCGUCGUAUUGGGAAGCAGGCAUCCAUGCAAGUUCGACAAGGGCGAAGAAGGCAAGGAUCUGAAGAAGUCCGGCGUUGGGGAUGGCACGAAUUCCGUCAACUCCGGUAGGGAUGUCAGAGAAUUUGAGGUUUUGGGAAGGGGAAAGGUAUCCAUCGAAGACGAUGUGGUUGUUGUGGACAAUGACACCAACAGUGGCAGCCAUGGCAAUACGUCCGUGCUUGCGCUCGACGGCACGACGACGUUCGAAGGACUCAGGCUGAGACUCCAACCAUCCGAGAGGAUCGUAAACUCCCAAAGGAGCGGUGACACCGAUCUCGAGUUCGUUGACGUUCAAGGCGGUGGAAGACUUGGCCUGUUGAGCAGGGGCGAAAGCAGCCGCGGAGGCAAUAAGGGAGGCAAAGAUGGCAGACUUCAUUUUGAAUAUAUUUUUUGAUAUCUG